CCCCCGACGACAAUCGUAGUGCUGACUCGCCGCCAAAAUGGUUUUAGCCGAUUUAGGACGAAAAAUUACGAAUGCUUUGCAUUCGCUUAGCAAAGCAACCAUCAUCAAUGAAGAGGUGUUGGAUUCGAUGCUAAAAGAAAUUUGCACCGCGCUGCUUGAAGCGGAUGUCAAUAUUCGACUGGUGAAAAAACUGCGUGAAAACGUACGAUCUGUGAUCGACUUUGACGAAAUGGCCGGAGGCUUAAACAAACGAAGAAUGAUCCAAUCGGCCGUGUUCAAGGAGCUUGUCAAGCUGGUGGAUCCUGGCGUGAAACCUUACCAACCGAUCAAGGGACGGCCAAACGUGAUCAUGUUCGUAGGGCUGCAGGGUUCGGGCAAGACAACAACCUGCACAAAGUUAGCCUACCAUUAUCAGAAGAAAAACUGGAAAUCUUGCCUCGUGUGUGCAGAUACGUUUCGUGCCGGUGCCUAUGAUCAAAUCAAACAAAACGCUACGAAAGCCCGUAUUCCAUUCUACGGUAGCUACACCGAGGUCGAUCCUGUCACAAUAGCCCAAGACGGAGUAGAAAUGUUCAAAAAAGAAGGUUUCGAGUUCAUCAUCGUAGAUACUAGCGGUCGUCAUAAGCAGGAGGAAUCGCUUUUCGAAGAAAUGUUAGCAGUAGCCAAUGCAGUUAAUCCAGAUAAUAUUAUUUUCGUCAUGGAUGCCACCAUCGGGCAGGCAUGCGAAGCUCAGGCUAAAGCCUUCAAGGAGAAAGUCGACAUCGGUUCCGUCAUCAUUACCAAGCUGGAUGGACAUGCGAAAGGAGGUGGCGCCCUAUCAGCUGUCGCUGCGACUAACUCUCCAAUCAUCUUUAUUGGCACCGGUGAGCACAUUGACGAUUUGGAAUCCUUUAAGACGAAACCCUUCAUCAGUAAAUUGCUCGGAAUGGGAGACAUCGAAGGUUUGAUUGACAAAGUCAACGAGCUAAAGCUGGACGACAAUGAGGAGCUGAUUGAUAAGAUUAAACAUGGCCAAUUUACUAUCCGCGACAUGUAUGAACAAUUCCAAAACAUAAUGAAAAUGGGACCGUUUUCUCAAAUCAUGGGAAUGAUUCCAGGAUUUUCCCAAGAUUUUAUGACCAAGGGUGGUGAACAGGAGUCAAUGGCGCGUAUCAAGCGGCUUAUGACGAUGAUGGACUCGAUGUCCGACGGCGAGCUUGAUAACAAAGAUGGAGCCAAACUUUUCAGUAAACAGCCGACACGGGUUACCCGUGUAGCCCAAGGGUCCGGAGUGAUGGAGCGAGAGGUUCGCGAUCUGAUUUCACAGUACACCAAGUUCGCUGCAGUCAUCAAGAAGAUGGGAGGCAUAAAGGGCCUGUUCAAGAGCGGCGAUAUGACGAAAAACGUGAACGCAACUCAAAUGGCCAAACUAAACCAACAGAUGGCCAAGAUGAUCGAUCCGCGCAUGUUCCAACAGAUGGGUGGCAUGAAUGGACUGCAAAACAUGAUGCGACAACUCCAACAAGGUGCUGGAGGUCUAGGCAACCUGAUGAGCGGGUUUGGUGGAAAGUAGAAAAGUUAACGUUUAUUGUUUACCAGCUAACUGUAAGCUAACCUAUGUACUGGUUUAGUUUGCAUUGGUGUUGCGAUUCAGUUGUAUUUUUUUUCAGUUCGCUAUGCACACAUAUUUGUGUACAUUGGGAAUAAAUAAAUUGUAUAAUUUAGUUACGUUUU
Molecule: messenger RNA, 1713 nt
Organism: Anopheles nili
Lineage: Eukaryota; Metazoa; Arthropoda; Insecta; Diptera; Culicidae
Gene: Srp54k
Product: signal recognition particle 54 kDa protein
Exons: 3
Coding region: 38-1552 (504 amino acids)
Biological process (GO): SRP-dependent cotranslational protein targeting to membrane; SRP-dependent cotranslational protein targeting to membrane, translocation
Cellular component (GO): cytosol; signal recognition particle, endoplasmic reticulum targeting
Molecular function (GO): ATP hydrolysis activity; 7S RNA binding; endoplasmic reticulum signal sequence receptor activity
Source: RefSeq, a predicted model, not a curated record